Messenger RNA from Ananas comosus (pineapple), 2327 nucleotides. Its product is annotated as probable amino-acid acetyltransferase NAGS1, chloroplastic. Gene Ontology annotation, molecular function: L-glutamate N-acetyltransferase activity, acting on acetyl-CoA as donor. The transcript has 10 exons. The record is from RefSeq and is a predicted model, not a curated record. Gene Ontology annotation, cellular component: cytoplasm. Gene Ontology annotation, biological process: L-arginine biosynthetic process. Bases 157 to 1947 code for a protein of 596 amino acids. NCBI's taxonomy places the organism in Eukaryota, Viridiplantae, Streptophyta, Magnoliopsida, Poales, Bromeliaceae.
CGCUCGGCGCGCGCCAAAUCGCGUCCCUCUCCCGUCGCCGCGUCGUCCCCAUCUCCACUCUUCGUUGUCCUCUUCCUCCUCUUCUCCCCCAUUAGGGUUUACCCUCGCCCCCUCCCCCUCCCCCACCACUCGCACUCCCCUCCCUUCCUCCCUUCCAUGGCCGCUUCGUGCUCGAAGCCCUCUCUCCCCCCCCGACCCGCCGCGAAAACCUCCGAUCCGGGGCGAGUCCCCCGUCUCCCGGUGGCUUCGAAGCGGUUUUUGAGGCACGAUGGAGUUGCCCUAGGUCGGAAGGGUCUCUCCCUUCAUUGUAGCUCCGACGGCGGCUCCGUUAAUGGCGGCGGCGUGGAGAAGGAGCGGUUCGUGGAGUGGUUCAGGGAGGCGUGGCCGUACAUAAGGGGGCACAGGGGGAGCACGUUCGUGGUGGUGGUAUCGGGGGAGAUCGCCUCGAGCCCGUACUUGGAUAGCGUGCUUCAGGACAUUUCCCUCCUUCAUGGUCUUGGGAUUAAAUUUGUUCUUGUUCCUGGAACCCAUGUCAAAAUUGAUGAACUUUUGGCAGAGAGAGGAAGGAAAGCUACAUAUGUUGGUCGCUAUCGAAUAACUGAUAUUGAUUCGUUAGAGGCUGCAACGGAAGCUGCUGGGAGGAUACGGCUUAUAAUGGAAGCAAAACUUUCUCCUGGGCCCCCUAUAUCAAAUCUUCGGCUACAUGGUGAUAACAGCCGUUGGCACGAGCUUGGCAUCAAUGUUGCGAGCGGCAACUUCCUUGCUGCUAAGAGAAGAGGAGUUGUUGAUGGCAUUGAUUAUGGAUUCACUGGUGAAGUAAAAAGGAUAGAUAUUUCACAGAUAAAAGAAAGGCUUGAUCGAGAGUGUAUUGUCAUUGUGAGUAACAUGGGAUACUCCAGCGCAGGAGAAGUAUUAAAUUGCAACACUUAUGAAGUUGCCACAGCCUGUGCUUUAGCAAUUGAAGCAGAUAAACUAAUCUGCAUUACGGAUGGCCAAAUAUUUGAUGAGCAGGGACGACUCAUUCGCUUUCUGUCUCUUGAAGAGGCUGAUCUACUGAUCAGAAAACGUGCUGAGCAAAGUGAAAUUGCUGCUAAUUAUGUCAAGAUUGUGGGUGAAGAAGCUAUUAACAGUUCGGACUAUCUUGGUUUUAGUGAAGAAGGAGGUCAUCCUUCUAGGAACAGUAUGGGAUACAGUGACAGGUACAUUGCUUCUUUCCAGAAUGGUGUUGGGUUUGACAAUGGGAAUGGCCUAUGGUCUGGUGAACAAGGUUUUGCUAUUGGAGGUGAAGAGCGGUUAAGCAGGUUGAAUGGCUAUCUUUCAGAAUUGGCUGCUGGUGCAUACGUAUGCCGUGGUGGUGUCCAACGAGUUCACAUAGUUGAUGGUACUCUUGGCGGGGCCCUGCUGCUAGAGUUAUUUACAAGAGAUGGCGUGGGGACAAUGGUAGCUAGGGAUGUCUAUGAGGGUACACGAAUGGCUAGGGCAGAAGAUCUUCCUGGUAUAAAAAGAAUCAUUCAACCAUUAGAAGAAUCUGGUGUUUUAGUUCAGAGGACUGAUCAAGAGCUCCUUGAAGCAUUGGAAUCGUUUAUAGUUGUGGAGAGAGAUGGAUCAAUCAUUGCUUGUGCAGCACUAUUUCCGUUCUUUGAGGAGAAAUGUGGAGAGGUUGCUGCUAUUGCUGUGUCUCCAGAAUGUCGCGGACAUGGGCAAGGGGAUAAACUUCUCGAUUACAUUGAGAAGAAGGCAUCAGCUCUUGGGCUGGAGAAACUUUUUCUGCUUACAACUCGUGCCGUGGAUUGGUUUGUGAGGCGUGGCUUCUCAGAGUGCUCAAUUGAGUCCAUCCCAGCGGAAAGAAGGAAAAGAAUUAAUCUCUCACGUGGGUCGAAAUAUUACUUGAAGAAGCUGCAACCAGAACGAGGUGGUAUCGCCGCCAACGACUUUGUCUUGAGAUAACGCGAAAUGCAUAAUUAACUCGCUAGCUUAUCUGUUCCUGGUAUUAAAUGUUUAAUCUUAUGCCACCAAUUUUGUUUACCUUGCGAUCAAAUUGUAGCAGUUUAUUGCAUCUUAUGCAGUGAAAAAUACGGUGCAUUAGAAUCUGAGAGAACCGUUGUUAAAUAAGUUAAAGGUUGUUCUUUUGCACUGGUGAUCUAAAUUCCGUCAACUUUCCUCGUCCAAAUAUUUAUAGGAACUUACAUAUUGCUGAAACAAUGCAACACCUGCAUUUCGGUACUUACUGUAUUAUUCGAGUUUUAUGUAACGAAAAUCUGUAUAAGAUUGUUUUGCGACCACAUCGUCGUGUCGGAGAAGGAAGAGAUUCAGCAAUGUCUAUUCAA